AUGGCAGAGUACUCGAAAGCACUUUCAUUUUACGAAAAAACACUUGAAAUUCAACAAAAAUCUCUGCCUUCAAAUCAUCUUUCAUUGGCUACCUCAUACAACAACAUCGGUAGUGUGCAUGACAAGAUGGGAGAGUACUCAAAAGCACUUUCAUUUUACGAAAAAGCAGUUGAAAUCUAUCAAAGAACUCUCCCUUCAAAUCAACCUCUUUUGGCUAUUUCACACAACAACAUCGGUACUAUGUAUGACAAUAUGGAAGCGUAUUCGGAAGCACUUUCAUCUCAUAAAAAAGCACUUGAAAUCUAUCAAAAAAACUCUUCCUUCAAAUCAUCCUGA
Adineta steineri is the source of this 336-nucleotide messenger RNA. The record is from the annotation of a GenBank genome assembly. NCBI's taxonomy places the organism in Eukaryota, Metazoa, Rotifera, Eurotatoria, Adinetida, Adinetidae.